AGAAUCCCCGUUGCCAUGGCUCCCGGAUGGCAUCCAAGCGUCCAAGCGCGGAGGCGCGGCUGUGAGGGCGGAAGGGAAUCCUGCGGGUGCCUGGAUUUCCCUGACCGGUGAUCCAGAAAAGCGCCAUGGGCCUGAUCACUGAAGAUCUUAUUAGACGUAAUGCUGAGCACAACGAAUGUGUCAUUUUUUCCCUGGAGGAACUCUCCUUGCAUCAGCAGGAAAUAGAAAGACUGGAGCAUAUUGACAAAUGGUGCCGAGAUUUAAAAAUUCUCUACCUUCAAAAUAACCUCAUUGGAAAAAUUGAAAAUGUUGGCAAACUCAAGAAACUUGAAUAUUUGAAUUUAGCACUAAACAACAUUGAAAGGAUUGAAAAUUUGGAAGGAUGUGAAUGGCUGACAAAACUUGACUUGACUGUAAAUUUCAUUGGUGAGCUCAGCAGCGUCAAAACCCUGAAACACAACAUCCACCUGAAGGAGCUCUUCCUCAUGGGCAACCCGUGUGCUGACUUUGAUGGCUACAGGCAGUUCGUGGUGGUGACCUUACAACAGCUAAAGUGGUUGGAUGGCAAAGAAAUAGAACGGUCUGAAAGGAUCCAGGCAUUGCAGAACUACCCAGCCGUUGAACAGCAAAUCAGAGAGCAGGAGAAAGCUUACUGCCUUAGACGGGCCAAAGAGAAAGAGGAGGCUCGGAGGAAACUCGAGGAAGAAGAUGAGAGCAAGAAGAACAGCCUCCCAGGCUCUGACGGGCGUUGGUACACAGACACUCACGCUGCUUGUCCAUCUUCCGUGGAGAACAAAGACCACCUCCAGGUACCAGAAACACAAGAAGAGGGACGUGGCGGGAAGAAAUCAGAUGAAAGCGAAGAGGACAUGGCAUUCUGGAACAAACCCUCCUUGUUCACUCCCGAAUCUAGAUUGGAAACUCUUAGACACAUGGAGAAACAGCGUAAAGCCCAAGAAAAACAAAGUGGAAAUAAGAAGGAAGCGAAGCCGCCCCGGACGCUGGUCACUAAAGAUGGGAAGGUGCUGAAUGUCAACGAAGCCAAACUUGAUUUCUCUUUGAAAGAUGAUGAGAAACACAACCAGAUCAUCCUGGACCUGGCCGUCUAUAGGUACAUGGAUACUUCCUUGAUUGAGGUUGAUGUACAACCAACUUAUGUUCGAGUAACGGUCAAAGGAAAGCCAUUUCAGCUCGCCCUCUCUGCGGAGGUGCAGCCCGACAUUAGCUCUGCCAAACGGUCUCAGACAACAGGACACCUGCUCAUCUGCAUGCCCAAGGUAGGAGAAGUGAUCACAGGAGGUCAACGGACACCCGUGUCUGUGAAAAGCACCCGGGACCACAGCAAAGAGCAAACAAGCCACAGAAGAAAGCAGACAGAAAGGUUAGAAGUCGAUCCCAGCAAGCAUUCCUUCCCUGAUGUGACUACUAUAGUUCAGGAGAGAAAACGGAAACCUAAAAGAAUGGACUCUCAACCCCAAACUGCACCCUGUGAGGAAGAUCCCGACUUUGGUGACCACCCAGAAGUGCCUCCGCUAAUUUGAAACCUGAGGCUCUGCGGUCAUUGACUGCGACCCAGUCGUCCCGUGUCAACAAUGGAUGUGUCACUCACGGGGCAAACAUAGUUCAUUAUCAUUUUCUCUGGUGUUGUAUUUCCUACUUUGCAUAGUAAUAUUCUUAAGUGAGUUAAAAUUAAAUUGCAUGCUUUAAA
Messenger RNA from Mesocricetus auratus (golden hamster), 1708 nucleotides. It is a transcript of the gene Dnaaf11, whose product is annotated as dynein axonemal assembly factor 11. Gene Ontology annotation, molecular function: protein binding. The coding region runs from base 126 to 1541 and encodes 471 amino acids. The record is from RefSeq and is a predicted model, not a curated record. Gene Ontology annotation, cellular component: cytoplasm. Gene Ontology annotation, biological process: outer dynein arm assembly. The transcript has 12 exons. Lineage: Eukaryota; Metazoa; Chordata; Mammalia; Rodentia; Cricetidae.